Messenger RNA from Metarhizium robertsii ARSEF 23, 351 nucleotides. RefSeq lists its product as uncharacterized. The transcript has a single exon. NCBI's taxonomy places the organism in Eukaryota, Fungi, Ascomycota, Sordariomycetes, Hypocreales, Clavicipitaceae. The coding region runs from base 1 to 351 and encodes 116 amino acids. The record is from RefSeq and is a predicted model, not a curated record.
AUGCGGCCUGGAACAACGCACCAAGCCUCCUGUUGGUGCUGUCGUCGUCAAUGGCGGUGGUGGUUUGACAAAAACGACGAGCAGAAAGUCGAAGUGCUCAAAAGGGGUGGGUACAACACCAAGGCUCCAAGUUGGUACUUCGGACGUGGUAGUCAGAUGGGAACAUGGGAUGGCACUGACAUUGAAGUACUCGGCACCGAGUGCAAGAACUUACUUACCUUGGUGGGCGGCAACGGCAACGGCAACGGCAACGGGAAAAGCCCCGUCUGCUCCAAGGUUUCCAAUUCAACUAGGGAGCCAAUGUCGGGGUUCUGCUCAAGACUGGCAGUCAGGGGUGAAUGGAUGGAAUAG